UACGAGCAUCAGCCCGGGGCCAGCAGUUCCACGGAUACCACCGUGGCCACUCACCGGGCUCGGGUCCACACAGUACCCUCGCCCCGCCGCUCCCGAGCAGCAUGCACAAGGCAGCCCCGACAGCAGCCUACUUGGGGGGGGACCCAGAGAACUUUGCUGGCAUCACCUACGCCCCUCCGCUGUCCCACGUCCACAGCUCGCUGACUAAGCGAGCCAGGAGGCGAUCCCGCCUCCAGCUACCCCAUGGCUUUCGCCAGGUCCCAGCCGAGAGAAGCCGACCUUGCUGCGAUUGUCCCGGGGGUGGAGGGAUCUCGGGCUGAUCACUCCGCCCAAAGCAAGCCUUGUUUCGCCCCCCAGCCCUGCGGCGUUGUCUCUAUUUGGGCCGGCCGGGCUAAGGGGAGGCCUGCAAAACUGGGCAGGAGGCUGGGCUCUGCCGAGCGCGACCGCUCUAACUGGCGCCUGUUUUCUUAAGCCGAAAGGCAAUGAAAGAGUAAUGAAAGGAGGAAAAAAACUCUGUAAAGCCAAAGGGGAAGAAAACACUUCACGACCGAAAGGCAGGGAGUGGCAAGGCGACCACGGACGAGCCCAGCUGUCCUUUGUCCCAUCUGCCCCCCUACUCCGCACGCCCCGUCGGGAGUCGGCGGGGCGGAGCGCCCCGAGGUUGGCAGGGGAGCGGUGAAGCUUCCGGCAACUUUUGCAGGCGAUUUUGGCGCUUCAGGAAGAAGAAGCCGGAUAGGAACCUGCCAAGCGGUUUCCAACCGGCGUCUGGCAGGAGUAACCCAACUUUUACCAGCUUCUUGUUCCUUCUCAUCGGCCCUCUCCUAGCAGUCUGUCAGAUCCCACCAGGAGCUCCGGCAGCCGUCCAGGGUGGACUUCUCCACAGCUGUGAAUCAUCUACCAGGCGGUCGGAGCAAGCAAGCGGCGGAUGCGAAGCACCUGCCCGAGCCCAGCACGCAACAUCAGGGAAAGUUUCAAAGGGAGAAGGAGCUGCCCGUCUGGAGAGGAGGCGAGUCGGGCUGAGCUGCAGGCGGAGCGAGGGUGCGUGCUGUGUCUGCUCCUCGUUUGCUUCUCCCGUCAGGCAGGCUGGCCGGGGCGAUGCAGCGCUGCUGGGAGAGCUCUUGGGAGCCGUUUUAAAAAAUAAUAAAAUAAAUCCUUCCUGGGUUUGAUUAAUUACAGCAAUCCCCUCCCCAGAAGAUCUGGAAAAGAGGAGAGUCACUUACCCCUCCCUCCGCCUUUCAGCAGCUGGCUCCUGCCCCCCACCCUCGCUUUCCACCCAUUUUCUCCACCUCCUUCUUCCCCCCCCGUUCGCUCCUGAGGCUGCGGCCAGAACCUCAGCGGGAGGAGGGCGGGCGAGGACUCUCCCAAGUUGGCCCCAGUUGGCAGCACUUAGGGCAGCGCGGGCUCUGGGGUAGCGCUCGGCGGUUGCCGCUGAACAAAGAAAUCCCCUUUCCCAAAGGAGCUGGCGGGCAGCGCGGGGCUGGCGCGGGUUCUGCUCCUGUCCCCGCCCGGCUCCGGCCUGGCGCCCCCGUGCUGGCCUCUCCCAGUGCCCCCGGUGCAGGCGCAGCCGCCCCUUCUCUUGGAGCUCCUCGAGCAACCUGGCGAGGGAAAGCGGCGCUCCACUUUCCUGCCAGCAUAGCUUCCUUCCAUCGCGCUCUCCUUUUUUUCUUUGGUGUUAUUUUCCUUUAAAAUUUUAUCCCCAGGCAGCUUCAGUGUGGGGGUUCCCUUUUUCCGCCCGAGGGGCGCCGGUGCCCGGCGUGGAGCGGGGCGUAUGGGGCGGCGUUUCAGGAGGAUUUCGCCUGCUUCUCGCUCCCCUGCCGGAUGCUGCCUGGGCUGUUUUGGCUGUUUUUCUUCGCUGGCGAUGAAGUCUCUGCCGUGAAGAUGGAGAUGAUCUGUUUUUUAUUCCUGUCUUUGGUGCCGGUCUACAGCAGGGGACAAGGGGUUUACGCUCCUGCACAGGCCCAAAUCAUCCAUGCUGGGCAGGCAUGCGUGGUGAAGGAGGACAACAUCAGCGAGCGUGUUUACACGAUUCGAGAGGGGGACACGCUGGUCCUGCAGUGUCUGGUCACAGGACACCCCCGGCCACAGGUGAGAUGGACCAAAACUGCCGGCAGCGCGUCGGACAAAUUCCAAGAGACGUCAGUGCUAAACGAGACCCUUCGCAUUGAGAAGAUCCAAAGGCUGCAGGGGGGCCGCUAUUACUGUAAAGCAGAAAAUGGGGUUGGGGUCCCUGCCAUCAAGUCCAUUCGAGUAGAUGUGCAGUAUCUAGAUGAACCUGUUCUCACCGUUCACCAGACCAUUAGUGAUGUACGUGGCAGCUUCUACCAGGAGAAGACUGUCUUCCUCCGCUGCACUGUCAACUCCAACCCACCAGCUCGCUUCAUCUGGAAACGGGGAGCCGAGACACUUUCCCACAGUCAGGACAAUGGCGUGGAUAUCUAUGAGCCCCUCUACACACAGGGUGAAACCAAAGUCCUGAAGCUGAAGAACUUGCGGCCCCAGGAUUACGCCAGCUACACGUGCCAGGUGUCCGUCCGCAAUGUCUGCAGCAUUCCUGACAAAUCCAUCACCUUCCAGCUCACAAACACCACAGCUCCACCUGCUCUGAAGCUGUCUGUCAAUGAAACACUGGUGGUCAACCCUGGCGACAACAUCACUAUGCAGUGCUCUCUGACGGGUGGUGAUCCGCAGCCAGAGGUGCUUUGGUCUCACUCUCCUGGCCCCAUGCCCCCCAGCAGCCUUGUGCAAGGAGGCAGCCUCACCAUUUGGAGGAUCCGUGUGGAAGACUCUGGCUACUACAAUUGCACAGCCAUCAACAAUGUGGGGAACCCAGCAAAGAAGACAGUGAACCUGCUGGUGAGGUCCAUGAAGAAUGCCACGUUCCAAAUCACCCCUGAUGUGAUCAAAGAGAGCGAGACCAUCCAGUUAGGACAAGACUUGAAGCUCUCAUGCCAUGUAGAUGCUGUUCCUCAGGAGAAGGUUGUCUAUUCCUGGUACAAGAAUGGUAAACCAGCCAGGUUCUCAGACCGACUGCUCAUCACUCGGAAUGACCCUGAGCUCCCACCUGUGACCUGCAGUUUGGAGAUUAUUGACCUGAGAUUCAGUGACUAUGGUACCUACCUGUGUGUGGCUACUUUCCAGGGAGCACCCAUUCCUGACCUCAGCGUGGAAGUGAACAUCUCCUCGGAGACAGUGCCACCAACCAUCAGCGUCCCUAAGGGUCAGUCCACCAUCACUGUCCGGGAGGGCUCCAGGGCUGAGCUGCAGUGUGAGGUUCGAGGGAAGCCCAAGCCUCCUAUCAUCUGGUCCCGGGUAGACAAGGAGACCCCCAUGCCUUCGGGAGCAAUGACCAUGGAGACGUAUGAUGGGAAGCUGCGCCUGGAGAGUGUGAGCCGAGAAAUGAGCGGCACCUAUAAGUGCCAGACAGCCAGGUACAAUGGCUUUAACAUCAGACCCCGGGAAGCUCUGGUGCAGCUCAACGUGCAGUUCCCCCCCGUGGUGGAACCAGGCUUCCAGGACGUGCGCCAGGGCAUGGGGCGCAGCGUCACCCUGCGCUGCACCAUGCUGAAGGGCAGCCCCAUGAAGGUGGCCACCUCUGUCUGGCGCUUCAAUGGGACUCUUCUGGCACAGCCCCUGGCAGAGCAGCAGGACUACUCUGAGCUGAAGGUGGACAGCAUUAGCCGAGAGACCAGCGGUACCUAUGAGUGCAGCAUUUCCAACGAUGUGGGGGUCUCCACCUGCCUCUUUCAGGUGUCUGCAAAAGCUUACAGCCCCGAGUUUUACUAUGACACUCCCAACCCUACCUUGAGCCAGAAGCAAUCCAAGAAUUACUCUUACGUGUUGCAGUGGACACAGAAAGAACCUGAUGCUGUGGAUCCCAUCCUCAAGUACCGCCUGGAAGUCCGGCAGCUGGCUCAGCGAAACACCAUCCAAACCUUCAUUCCUGUGCAGAAAAUGGAGAAGGGCCUGCUGCUGGAGCACAUCUUGCCCAACUUGAAAGUGCCUCAGAGCUAUGAAGUUCGUCUGACUCCCAUCACCAGCUUUGGGGCUGGAGAUAUGGCUGCCCGCAUCAUCCGGUACAUGGAACCAAUCAGCUAUCCCAACCCAACAGAUAACACCUGCCGCUUUGAGGAUGAGAAGAUCUGUGGCUUCAUGCAGGACAAGAUGGACAACUUUGACUGGACCCGUCAGAAUGCGCUGACCCAGAACCCCAAGCGCACCGUUAACACAGGGCCCCCCACGGACAUCAGCGGUACGCCAGAGGGUUAUUACAUGUUCAUUGAGGCAUCCCGGCCCCGCGUGACAGGAGACAGAGCCCGGCUCAUCAGCCCCCUCUACAACAUCACUGCCAAGUAUUACUGUGUCUCCUUCUACUACCACAUGUAUGGGAAGCACAUUGAACUCGAAAGCUGGUUUGCUCUCACAAUUUGACUAUAAAAUAUCCAUAGCCAUCCAGGCAAAUCUUCCCUGGGAGAGUUCCCAGACACUACUCGUUUAUAAUAGAUAUGACGAAAGAGAGAAACAGAAUACAAAUGGACUGUUUGUAGCCACGGCAUCAAAUAUUCAGCAACUGGCAGAGCAGGCUGGUGCUGAAUAUCUCUCAGCUGGAGAAGGGGAGAUCCCUGGAGGCAGUUCCUGUUCUUCUGGAGUUAUUUGGUCAUUGGUUUUCCUUCCUCUCGCCGCCUCUGGAGUGAACAUUCACACUGCCUCAUGAUUCUGCUGGCCCAAACACAAAAUCAAGGGAGAGGGACAGAGAGGAAUCCCGUUCCCACCAGGCGUUUAAGAAGGAGGCUGUCCUGCUCGCGGCAGGCACGGCUGUAUCGAAGGAGCAGCUGCUUGCUUGCUUCAGGAGAGACAGCUAGCCACAGCAGGCAGCAACCAGUUGCCAAGUUCAAAAAGCCUCUUUGUUGAGGCGGCUUGGUGAGUCAGCAUCACAGCCGGGAACAGAUUGUCAAGUCCUUAUUUCAGCCAUCAAACUCCUCUUCCUCCCUUCCCAGGGGAUGCCUGGGAGGGGAAUGCUUUGAGGGGACAGCGUGCCUGACAGACUGCUCUCACCAUGGUUCCCUGACACCUGUCUCUCAUGUCCUUUAGCUCAGUAGCGGCUAAGUUAAGAUCUGCACAGCCUCUGGCCUGGUGUGGAGUGCUCUUACCCUGCAGCAAGAGAUGCCUUCGUCAGACCCUGGGAGGGUGGUUGCUCAGAGA
This is a messenger RNA of Pogoniulus pusillus (Red-fronted tinkerbird), 5199 nucleotides long. It is a transcript of the gene MDGA1, whose product is annotated as MAM domain containing glycosylphosphatidylinositol anchor 1. NCBI's taxonomy places the organism in Eukaryota, Metazoa, Chordata, Aves, Piciformes, Lybiidae. Gene Ontology annotation, biological process: homophilic cell-cell adhesion; synapse organization. Gene Ontology annotation, molecular function: protein binding; axon guidance receptor activity. The coding region runs from base 1819 to 4428 and encodes 869 amino acids. The transcript has 15 exons. The record is from RefSeq and is a predicted model, not a curated record. Gene Ontology annotation, cellular component: neuronal cell body; plasma membrane; axon.